UUUUGUGAGUAACGUUUAUCUCUCGUGAGUAGCAUAUAAUAAAGGGAAGAGGGAAAUAGAUCGGAGCCCAAACCCAAACCCAAACCCAAACCAGCGCGCUAAAAAUGUUAAUUUGAAUUUGCAAUAGAGCUUCGUAUUCUGCACAUACAGAGGCCUUAGAGAUGGAAGAAAAAGGAGAAGGGGAAACAGAUUUCACGGUCAUUGAAACAGCCUCAGAUACUCUCGAUAGCUCUAUCAAAUUUCAUCUUGUUACUGAUAUAUUAGGUUUCGUCCUCUUUAUGCACCAGCAAAUCCCUUCCUUACUGCAGGAUCUCACUCUUGAAUUUGAUGAAUUGAACACUGAAUUUGCGGAAUUGGAGACAGCUAUUGUACAAGCGGAAACAUGUUCUUUACGUAGAAAUCAUGCUUCCAGGAAGAGGGAGGUGAGGAUGGGAAUAAGGAGACUGGAGAAGUUAAUGAACACUAUAUCCAGUCUCAGGACUGCUCUUCAAUUAAUGAUCACAGAAUUUCCUGCCAUUCAAAGGGUUAUUCUGAUUCUUGGGUCCAGUCCCCUGCGCCCUCUUAAUGUGUAUGAACUCAACUUUUCGUGUAAAACGGCAGCUUCUGGAGGAGAAUUUACUAGGAAUCGAGUUGCGGAAACUCUUUCAAAGAAGGCCAUCCGUGUCUUAGUUUCAAAGGGUGCAGGAUCUAGCUCCUCUGCUGGUCCUACCAAGUUGUUCCUCUUCGUUGAAGCUCCUUCGUCAAUUAACUUGCAUCUGCAUUUUCUUCCAAAGAGGGAUUUUAGGUACAGCAAAAAGAUAGUGCCUUUCAAAGUGCGGUUCAGUUGUCGAACCAAAAAUCUUGAAAGAGAAGCGUGUGCUGAUGAUACUCACCCUACUAAAGCAAUCACAUCACAUAGUUCUAAUGUCGAUGAUGUUAUCUGGUUUCAGUGCCGGCAUAUUAUCAAAGGCUUGGCUUCCAGGGCAUCCCCAACUGAAGAGUGAGAGAGACCUUUUUAAGUUAGAAAAGUGAAAAUGACAGAUCCUUCGAGCAGGUGCUACACAGUGGCCUCCUCAAGGUCAUUCAGAACCACUUUAACGCUGCUUAUUGACCAUAGCAACACAAUGUUCAGGAGGAGGUAGCAAUAGUAUUAGCAGGAUUUGGCUUAAGCUUCCUUCACCUACUGCAUUACCCACUUCUUAAAGCUUAGCAGGUACAAGAUCAAGAGAACAAAGUCCAAUAGAUGUUUUCCUAAACACAUACAGUUGAAGAACUCCUGGAGAAACAUGAGCAUCAGACUCACUAGGCUAUUUGACCAUCUUGGCUCCAAAGAGGAUUAAAAUAAAAAUGUUUUGCAGCAUAGUAAAUCACAUUAAAAGAACGUUGGCAUGUAAAUACAUAAUAAGGUGAGGGAGGCCCUUUGAAUCUCUUCCUUCGUUCUUUUGAACUUCAAAUCCAAGAUCAAUCAUUUACCCUUGGAAUUGUAUCGGAACAUCUA
This is a messenger RNA of Solanum tuberosum (potato), 1477 nucleotides long. RefSeq lists its product as uncharacterized. The record is from RefSeq and is a predicted model, not a curated record. Gene Ontology annotation, cellular component: nucleus. The coding region runs from base 162 to 983 and encodes 273 amino acids. Gene Ontology annotation, biological process: regulation of exit from mitosis. The transcript is spliced from 8 exons. NCBI's taxonomy places the organism in Eukaryota, Viridiplantae, Streptophyta, Magnoliopsida, Solanales, Solanaceae.